Molecule: messenger RNA, 1046 nt
Organism: Brassicogethes aeneus
Lineage: Eukaryota; Metazoa; Arthropoda; Insecta; Coleoptera; Nitidulidae
Source: the annotation of a GenBank genome assembly
GUUUGGUUGUAUGUUUCAAGAAACAAUGGCAACAAAAUUAAAUUUUCCUGUGAUUAUUUUUUUUUAUUUAAUUUAUUUAACAUGUGUUUUAAAUGCCAAUCCGGUUAAAAUGGAGGAAAUGAAGAAGGAAAUGGACUACUUUAUGAAUUAUGGAUAUUUGGAUGAAAAAGGCAUGGAGAAAUAUGAGCAGAUGAAGGAGUCAAAAGACAUGAUGAAGGAACCUAUGAUAAUGGAGUCGCACAAAAAGGCAGUUAUGGUUUUCCAGAAAAUGAACCGUAUGGCUAUGACUGGAGAAAUGAACGACAAAAUGCACAAAAUGAUGGAGGCGCCCAGAUGCGGUAAUCCUGACAUGCGUAUGGGCGAACCUUUGAAACCUAAACGAGCAAAGAGAUUCGCGGUUCUAUGCAACGAUAACAAGGAGUAUGCCAAAGUUCCCAAACGUCACAUAACAUACAGUAUAUUAAACGAAUCGAAAUCAAUGGAUAGCGAUACAGUGGAAAGAGAAAUAAGGCGAGCCUUCGCAUUUUGGAUCAAAAAAACCAAUUUUACGUUUUCACAAGUUCAAAAUGAUGGGUAUUUCCGAAUAAGCUUUGAAACUGGAGUGCACAGCAAUGAAAAGGAAUCCAGUGGAUUUGAUGGGGAGGGAAUGCGUUUGGCGCAUGCUUUUGAUUUUCAUGGAAGAAGUCCCGAAGGCUACCAAGCAAUUCACUUUGACGAUGAUGAAGAUUGGGUUGUGCAAAACGAUGGGAUCAAUUUACUUCAGGUUGCCACUCAUGAAAUUGGCCAUGCUUUAGGACUGGCUCACGAGUCGUUUAUCUAUGAUGCAGUGAUGACACCACUUUAUCGUUAUCGACCCUUCUUCGGCCUAUUCGAAGACGAUGUUAAAGGAGUUCGAAAAGUGUAUGAUGGAGGAGAUGAAGAUGCCAAAAAUUGUUUCAGAAAUGUAACUCAAAUUAUGUCCGAUAUGAAUAUAACUAUGAAAGAGAGCUAAACUAUUCGCUAUUCGCUGAUUUAUAUCGGGCUUUAAUAAAAAUUGUAUAUUACCA